This is a messenger RNA of Polyodon spathula (Mississippi paddlefish), 4797 nucleotides long. Its product is annotated as activity-dependent neuroprotector homeobox protein 2-like. Gene Ontology annotation, cellular component: nucleus. The coding region runs from base 323 to 3358 and encodes 1011 amino acids. Gene Ontology annotation, molecular function: DNA binding. The record is from RefSeq and is a predicted model, not a curated record. The transcript is spliced from 4 exons. Gene Ontology annotation, biological process: regulation of gene expression. NCBI's taxonomy places the organism in Eukaryota, Metazoa, Chordata, Actinopteri, Acipenseriformes, Polyodontidae.
UCACUUCCUGAUUGAGUCAAGCGCCAUUUUUCCUUUCAGGAGGAGGGUGAUGCGGCUUAAAUUUAGUGAAGAACAAAAAAAAAAAAAAAAAAAAAGAAAAAAAAAAAAGAAAAAAAAAUCACGGGUUGUUUAUUGCUGUUGGGAACGUCGUUGACGUUCGCAGCAGUUGGAUGCAGAUAACUUGUUUCAAGUUGAGCGGUUUUUAUAUGAGCUGCAGUGACACUGGAGGGGCGCGUGUGGGUUUGUGUACAUUUCAGCCGAAGACAAGAGAGAGAGAAAACGAGCUAGAGCUCCCUCUUCCAGAACUGAAAGGAAAGGCAACAUGUUUCAGCUUCCUGUGGUUAACUUGGACAAAAUCCGAAAAUCUAGGAAGAGGGUAAAAGAGGUUUUGUGCGACAUUGGACUUCAGCAUUGUAGAGAGCUGCUUGAGGGAGUUCAAAGCUUUGAUGCAGGAGAUCAAUAUUUCAAUAACACAACAUGGUGGGAUCUCUCUGAAAGCGAGUCACAUAGGAGACGGAAGCCAAGGUACCGCUCCAACACGUUCUGCUGCAGCCAGUGCAAGUUUUGUACAAAAAGAUUAUGCGCCUACAAAGCCCACGUCCUGCGUUGUCAUGAGGAGGAUGAGGACACUGAAACUCUGGCUGGGUGCCCUGUCUGUCCAUUUGCUUCCCAUCCUAAAGUCAUCAAUCAGCACUUUAGGAUCUUUCAUACUAUGCCACGGAAGAAUCUGGCUUCACAGUCUGUACCCAAUUCUGACCCGGCGCCUCUAAAUGCUGUGGAUAGAUUCUCCUGUCGCAAAUGUUUCUUUCAGGACUCUUUGUAUUACUGUAUGAAGAAGCACAUUUUAGUGUCUCAUUAUCCUACCUUACUGAACAGUUACUAUGGGCAGCGAUCAGAAAAUGAAAUUGCGUCUUGUAGGGAAAGUGGAAUACCCCCCCUCAAAUUCUACUGUAAAAUCUGCAAUUUGCCUGCUGACAGCUCGGAGGCUUUGCUAUAUCACAUCUUGACGUCAGAUAAGCACAGAGAACUGGAGAUUCACUUAAAAGCCUUAAUUCAUGAAAACACAAAAACAGGGAAAAGAAACCAGAUGAGGGUCCCACAGAUAGCUCCUAAGGUGAAAGUAUCUCAUCAGGUUCUGAAACUCUCCAUGUUGUCUGGAACUAGUGGGCGGCAGCAGCAGCAGCAGCAGCAGCAGCAGCAGAUGAAAACUGUUUCACUUCAGCAGAAUAAACCAUCUCAAGUCAUGGGGCCUCCCAGACCACCUGCAAACACCCCAGGUGCUGUUGCUGCUGUUGCAAAAGCUCAACUUCCAAGCCCUCCUGUUUCUCUUACAAGUCCUAUCCACACACCUCUGGGUCCACCAGCAAUCCGUACGGUUCCUGGAGGUGCAGCAACUCUAAUACGUGCUCCUGGCAGCACUCAAGCCUUCUACCCAGGGGGAUCAACAUCUGCUCUCAUACAGAUGGCCACAGCAGCUGCUAGGAGCUCAUUGCCUUCCACUUCGUCCGUCACAAUCAAUUCUCUGCCUUUUAGAAGGGCAACCGCUACCUUACCUGCUCCAGCCCGAGUUGUGACGUCCUUGGUACAGGCCUCUAGCCACUCAGGGUCUACUGCUGUCGGUUCUUCCAAGCAAAAUGUCUCAUUGCAGCAGCAACAGCGCCUUACUGUGGUGCAGACAGCGGUUCCACUUAACAAAUUGGGGUUACAAGCACCAGGUACUCAGCCCCUCGUUGUUUCCUCACAAAGACUGAACCAAGCAAUUUCAGCUGUAAACCAACCCAGAGGUGCUAUGCUGGCCUCACAGUCUCUCUUCAGUCAGCUGAUUCCAACAGGCAAUAAAGUGAAUGGCUUACCCACCUACACUCUGGCACCAGUUCAGGUGACAAUGCCAUUGCAGUCUGGAAGUGUGCAGAACCUUUCAGCGUUACCAGUGCCGGUGCAGAUCCCCCAGGGAAAUACAGUUUCAAAGCUCCAGACAACUAAGCCCAUUCAGACAGUCCCCUGCCAGCCUAAUACAAACUCCAAGCAGGCUAAACAGUGGAUAACUUGCCCUGUGUGCAACGAGCUGUUUCCCUCCAAUGUGUACCAAGUCCACGUUGGAAUAGCUCAUAAACAGUCUCCUACCAAUAGCAGUAAUGUGCUGCAUAGGCUUGCAGCCCGGGCACCAUUUUUGAAGAAGAUUAAAGACAAAACCCUCAAAUGCCUGCUCUGCAAAACUUUGAUUUCAGAAAAAGGACUUUUUGAACAUUUGUUGCAUGGCUUGAACUGCUUGUACUGCCCUGCAAUGUUCAGCUCUGUUAAACAGUUAGUGGAGCACACAAAUUCUGAGCACAAUACUAAACAAAAAGUAAAUAAUGAUGUCUUGAAUAAGGAAUAUCGGCUUUAUACUGAUGACCAUGGGGAACUUGUAUUUCCCUAUUUUGAUUUGAACACUGCUGCAUCCAAAGAGCAAGUGGGGGACAAAGAAGUUCACCUAGCUCUUGUCACAUUAACUCUGGAGGUCAUCUACAUUAAGGUGCAUAUUGAGGCUGGUCGGCCAGUUUGCAGAAUAACUCAGAAAGCCCAGACUAAAGAUUGCCCUUUUUGUCCUGAGAAGUUUGAGAGCUCUGAGGAAUAUGAACUGCAUCUGAAGAUAAAGCACCACAUAAUGCCUACAAUCCACACCAUUUUAAAAACCCCAGCUUUCAAAUGCAUCUAUUGCUGUGGUGUGUAUACAGGAAAAACUACUGCAAAAGCAAUAUCUGUCCACGUGCAGCGCUGUAGGUGUGCUCCCAAGAACACCAAGGAUUUAGAAAGAACAUUCAAUCCAGACUGCAGCAUUCCAACAGUCGUGUCUGUGAAUGGAGGAUCCCAGAGGUUAGUCGUAGUGCCAACGAAACAAGAUUCUCAGAUGACUUCCAGUUCCCAGGCAGAAAAUCCUGGCUUUCAGAGUAACCUUAGGCUUGAGGUGGCAAGGAGAGACUCUGCAGAUGCCAGUGCGAGAGAAAGAGAACUUAUAGCUACAAAAAGGAAGAGGAUUGACUCAGAUGGUGGUGCCCUGUCUUCUACACAGGAGGAGCCUCUAGUGCGUCUCGAACUUGACCCCACUGGCUUCGAAAUGCGUGCCUAUGAGGCCCGGAAAGAGUUCCUCAAUGACUAUUUCAACAAAAAGCCGUACCUGUCCAAAAAUGAGGUGGAAGUUCUUGCAUCCCGCUUAUGGAUUAAUAAAACUGACGUGGCUUGCCACUUUGGUUCCAAACGUACCAGAUGCUUAAAAACCAUCCAAAAAACCAAGGCAGUUGUCCUGUUAGGAUUUAAUAUGUGUGAACUAAAGAAAGUAAAACAUGACCUAAAUGUUGCUGAACUGAAUGAUGGUUGAACUGUUGUGAAAUUAAGGAUUUAAGAAACUCCACCCAUCCUAAAAAAUAUAUAUGCUAGUACUAUUUUUAUUACAUUUUAAAUCUACAGUUAAAAACAAGUUACCCAAAGCAAAAGUGCAAAUAUGUGUUUUGCCGCAAAUGCACAAAGGACAGCAGUGCCGACUAGAAAUGAUCAAAACAACAAGAACUAAUGUUGACAGACCUGGAAACUGACUGUUAAAUCACACUUGAUUCUCAUUCUGAUAACACUGUCUUCUCCAGGACAAAAUAAAGUUAUGUGCUCUGUGGAAACUGAAUGCGCACACACAACACAAGUACUAAUACAAAGUAGCAAUGUCCACAUGAGCCUUUUUUUUUUUUUUGGUUUGUUUUUGAAAGUGAGUCAUGAUGUGUGUUCUGUGUUCAGUAAAUAUCGGACUAAUUAUCCCCCUAUUUUGUUGCAAUUAUGUACAUUUUACAUAGUUAUAAUCCAGUUAUAAACUGGCUUGUUACAGAGUUUUUAUUUUUAUUGACCUGUGGCCCAUGUUAUGCAGUAUAAUUCUGCUGUUUCUUUGUUGUUUUUGUUUGUUCCUUUAACUUAUGUGAGAGGGAAAUAUAUACGUGAUCAUUGCAUUGCUUAUGGUUUUCUGUACUCUUUGUAUGCUGAGGCCCAUUUUUAUAUUCUAUAUACUAUUUUUUUUUUUUUUGGUAUGGUCAAUCCACCUUAUUUAAAAGCUUUAGAUUCACUAAAACAAGAAAUAUUCAAACGUAGAAAACUUUUUAUAAUGUGUUAGACAAAAACUAAAUGCUUAACAGUUGCAUUUUAUUUAUACUUAAAACAGUUUAAAAUCCAUUGGUUAUAUGUUUUGCUUUAAAUUGUGCUUCAUAAUUUUCUACAUGAAAUGGUAGAGUCUCACACUGUGUAAUGUGAACAAUUAUGUUUUGGCUAGCAGAUUGUAAUAGUUUUAAGGUCUACAGGGCAGAGAUGGAAUGUGUGUAUGCGCACUGGCCCUAUGUUGUGGACAUCUAAAUUGAGGUAACAACCUAGCAACCUUUCUCUUGCUUUGCGCUGCACUGAAGAAUGCUGGUAAAUUUCAGUGUGGUGGUUUUUAAAGUGCUUUCCCCUUAAAAUAUCAUUGCCUCACAAAAGUCCUGAACAAAUGAAGAUUUACAUGACACAUCCCCUGAAUGUCAGUCUGUAAAGUAAAAGAAAAAGGGUAGCUUGGUUCCACCCCAGACCAUGUAAGCCUUAAAAUGAUUUGUUGUAAAAAUAAAUAAAUAAAUGGCAGUAUUGGGGUGGGGGAGUUGCAUUUUGCCAUGGGAAUAGACAAUAUCUAUUUAUAUUACAGUACUUAGGCACUGUUCAAAGUAAAAUGGGAAUGGCUUCCAAGAAGUCGUAUACCACAUUACUAUUGUGCAGAUUUUUAUUUAUAUAAAUUAUACUUGUUUGUUUUAUUUG